AUGUCCCAACCAGCGACCCUCACCUCUAAUCCUGGUCUUUCCAAGUCCGCAAAGAAGCGCUCAAAGAAGGCCAAGGCUCAGGCAGGCACACAAACCUCUUCCAUCUUAUCCGAUUCAGAGGCCCACAGAGACCAUCUUGAUCAGCUUGACUCUCUCGACUCUGGCUAUCCCGACGAUUCCGAAUUGUUCGCUCCUGGCGCCUAUCCUCUUGAUCUUCAAUACGACGCCGAAUUUUACGACGACGUACCUCUCCCUCCUGCCGUAGACAUUACAGCUCAGAGCUCUUUCGACCUCCCCUUAUCUUUCGACUACUCGGUGGGAUCGUUCAAGGCCAGCGCACCGAUCACGGGUAAUCCCUUGGCUCAUUUCAACAUCUCUCACGAGGAUUUGGUACAAGCAGCCAACGAGUUGUAUAGGAGAAUGGCCGAUCCCGAAUUUGGCAAUGAUGAUGCUUACUGGUCUUCGCUGCCUCCGCAUAUCCGACAGUUCGUCAGAGACGCCGUCCCUCUCCAAGGAAGGUCCAACGGUGAUGCGCCAAAGGGGGCUCAGGGUCAGCAAAGGGAGUUGUAUUCGAUGGCACAACGUAUAGUGUCAGCCGCUAGUCAAGGAAUGGGCUUGAGUACCGGUCUUGGGUCGAACUACAUGACCGGAGCAAACGGACGGCAAUAUCCUCAACCGGGUUUAGCCCACGAGCUUGGCUUUCAUCCUCACCCUGAUGCAAGGGACGACGAUCUGGAUGACGAUGACGAUUUUGAGGCUGAGGAACAUGUCGUUGCAAAUGGAGAUCUGCCGAAAAAGAAAAAGAACAAGAAAAAGAAGAAAGCGACUCCGAUGCCGGAUCCUCCUCCUGCGACUCUACCUCCACCUGCGGUGAAGCAACCUCCUCGACCGCCUCUACCAUCUCAACUCCCCACCCAACCUGCUCUCAAUCCUCCGCCCCCUCCCCCAGCCCCUGCCCCUGGGACCGCACCGCUCCCUCCUAGCUCCCGAGCGGCCGGCAAACAACCCAUGACCAGCACCCCGGCGUCCACCACCAAUCCACCGCGAUCUGCCCGAGCAGCUGGCAAGGCACCAGCCACCGCUCCUGCUCACAAUCACACGCACCACAAUCACCCUCCUCCCGCCAAGGCGCCAGCGAAAAGCAAAGCUACAACCAGCGCCCCGCCACCCAAAGUGUGGCAGCAGACCUCUCCUGAAGCACGCGUGCAGAUACAGCAGUUCUGGCUCGAGCUCAACGAGGCUCAACGGCGGGAACUGCUCAGUGCUGAAGUGAAGGAGACAAUGCAAAAGAUGCGAGAUCAACAACGUAACUCCUGUGCAUGUGCGGUAUGCGGUCGAAAGAAAGCCACAGUCGAACGCGAGCUCCAAGCUCUGUACACGGCCUGGUAUACGGAGAUGGAGACAAAAGUUGAACAUCAACGAGCUGCCGCAAGAGGUCAAAUACCUCCUCCUCCAGGUGCCGGACCCUUUCCGGGUAGUGUAGAGGUAGAUGCCAAUGGUCAGAUUGUCAAACUUGAUCAUCGUGCACCGGACCCAAAGCUUUCCGCCGCCGAUCUGGACGAGAGUGACGAGUAUGAUGACGAGGACGAUUUUGAAGAUGACGAUCUAGAAGAAGAUGAUGUCGUCUCUGACGAAGCGGACGCAGGGGACGAAAUCGAUGAUCCUCAUCCUCCAUCCACUCGCCCGGCUCGUAAAUUGCCACCAAAAGUGCCCGUGCCUAGACCGGCUGGGACAGGGGAAGAUUUUCAUUCGUUCGGAGCAAAUUUUGCGGAUAUCAAAGGAGGUGUCCUUACAGUUGCCGAUGACCUAUUGAAGAACGAUAGUUCAAGGUUUGUCGAAAUGAUGGAGCAACUGUCACUCUGCCGUGCUCAGAGAGAGGAGAUGAACGCUGAGGACAUUGAAGCUGAGACUGAUGAUGAGGAUGACGAUGGCCUCGACGAACCCCUCACAGAGCAUGAGCGAAUGGAAGAGGGCAUGCGCAUGUUCCAGAUCUUCGCAGCUCGAAUGUUUGAGAAACGUGUAUAUGAUGCUUAUCUCGAACGGCAGUCACGAAGACAUCAAGAAGAUCUUCUAGCGGCUCUGGAGGACGAAGAGAACAGCAAGAAAGCUAAAGAGGAGAAAAAGGCCAAGGAAGCUCAGAAAAAGAAGGAGAAGAAGAAAGCCAUGAAGGAGAAAGCAGAGGCAGAGAAGCUAGCCCGAGAGGCAGCCGCUGCCGCCGAAGCUGAAGCUCUGCGUGCUCAACGUGCGGCCGAGGAAAGGGAACGGCAACGUAAACUCAACGAAGAAAAGGCGCGACGUGAAGCCAGCAAACGUGCAGCGCAAGAAGAGGCGCAGAGGGUGGCUAUGGAGCGCAAGAAGCGGCAGCAAGAAGAGCGAGAACGGGAGGAGGAGCUGGCCAGGAAAAGGAAGGAAGAAGAGAAGGAAAAGGCGAGACGUGAGCGGGAACGUGAGGCGAAAGAGAGAGAGGCGAGAGAACGUGAAAAGCGUGAAAGGGAAGAGAAGCUUGCAGCUGAGAAGGCUGAAAGGGAGCGAAUCGCCAAGGAGAAAGCAGAGAAGGAACGCAUUGCCAAAGAAGAGGCUGAGAAGGCUCGACUUCGUGAGUUGGAGAAACAAGAGGAGAUCCGGAAAGCCAAAGCCGCUGAAGAAGCCCGAAAGGCUGAAGAAGUGAAAGCUGCUGCUGCUCUCAAAGCUCAACAAGAGCGUGAGCGAGUUGAGAAAGAGGCCGCUGAACGAGCUGCCGCAGCUGCGAAACUACAAGCUGAAAAGGAAAAGGAGAGACAGCGUUUGGCCGCUGCUGCCUCUGCUGCCGCCGCCGCUCAACAAGCUAUGAGAACGCCUGUCCAGCCUACGCCCAUACGAUCCGCAUCUGGAUCCGGAUCAUGGAACGGCGUCACAUCUCAACCUAUGUUGCAAGCUUCUGCACCAGCUUUCCGUCAACCUGUUCAACCAUCUCCUCCUCUUUCACAAGCGUCUCCUGUCAAAUCUGCACCCAUCCGUCCUGCACCCAAAGCGAACUUUUUCCCUCCACCAGCGAGUCAAGUGAGUUAUGGUGUCAAUCGAACUCCUCAAACCGCUAUUCCACCGAAUUUUCGUCCUUACCCACCUACGCAGCCACAAUCAUCUUUCCAACUGGCACCUGGAUCUUCUGCCCCUGGUGGACCCAUCUCUUUACCCACCUCACAAGCUCAGGCAUACGACGCACUCCGUUCUGCUCCAAUCGGCAUAGGGUUAGGAUAUCCCGAUCAAUCUAGAACUCCGACCAGUCGACUCUCCUCCGCUGAUGAUCUCUCCCCACACAUGGUACCUAUCGGUCAAUUACCUCGAUCCAUACCUGUCGGUGGACCAUCCAACGAAGUGGACAAUAUGAUAGACGAUUAUCGACGUGCUUCCGUCGCACCCAUCGGUCGACCUAGUUACACCGAAUCACCUUAUCCUCAUCAAAGUCUGAAUAAUCAUCAAGUCCAACCCAUCGGAACGGAUCAUCACGCUUCUUCCAGUCAACAUCAUCACCAACAUCAACAUCAACACCAACAUCGUUCCAGUCCUAGGAUGCCCACUCAAAUUCUUGGUUCUGCCGCUUUAGGAGAAGAUGAUGAGAUAGUCUCUCGUAAUACCAGACGUAAACCUAUCAUCCCUGCUCCGUUGACAUCAUGGGAGGCACCCACCGUCCCAAUGGGUCAAAGUUUGUCUAGCGUUUCCUCGCACGAUAUGAACUCUUUCUCCGCCAACUCGAUACAAUCCAUGGGACCAGGUCCAUUUGGUAAUAUCGGUUCUGGAGCUCCUGUCAGAUCUCAAUGGGGCACACCGGCCACGAGUUUACGUGCAGGAGACAGAUGGUCAACUCCUGCUUCUGCUGGACCAUUAGGAGCUUUAGGUAAUAUGGGUACGGAUUUAUGGGCAUCACCAAUGGGGAAUAACGGAGAUAAUCGUACUCCUGGUCAAAGAGGUCUAGGAAUGGGUCCUCAGAGACAAGGUUCGACAAAUUUAGGGAUGGGUGCUUUCAUGUCGCCUCCUCCACCUCCGCCCGGGUUCAGUCUGUAUGAUUACACCGGUUCAGGGACGGGACAUGGACAUUAGGUCGUUGGUGUGGGGGUUGGUUUCCCGGUGAGGAUGAGAAGAGCAGCAGUAGGUGAUGCGAGGGAGUGUGCACGAGGAGGGGCAGAGCCAUAUCCAUGCAUGCAGUCUUUUG
Molecule: messenger RNA, 4189 nt
Organism: Tremella mesenterica DSM 1558
Lineage: Eukaryota; Fungi; Basidiomycota; Tremellomycetes; Tremellales; Tremellaceae
Exons: 4
Coding region: 1-4077 (1358 amino acids)
Source: RefSeq, a predicted model, not a curated record